AGCAGCAGCAGGCUUCGGCAUCUAUUGUUCCUCGUCUUAUUGGUGCCAAACCUCCUUCUCUCUAAUGAAGGAGCCAAGAGAGAACGAGACGCAGAGGACAGCCUGAGGAUCCGUCCGUCCGGCAUCGAACAGGAUUACCUCUCUCGGGACAUACCGGCGUGGACAAAAGCAGUAUAAGACGCACACUUCUUCACCUCGUGGCGUCUUUGAUCCUGCCGCCCGCAUUGGGAAGUACCGUACUGUGCUCCGUUGUGGGGCGGCGGGGAGGGGGGUAGCGACCAUGGGGCCGGCCCGCGGAGCUGUCGGGAUGUUGGGGGUCCUGAAAAGGGUAGCCUGGCUCUGGAGGUUAGCGCUGCUCUUUUUCUCCAUGUGGGAACUGAACGCACAAACCGCCGUGGAAACUAAGCCCAGGUACAUCUGGCAAACAGGAUCAUGGGGUCGAUGCAUGGGCAGCGAUUGCGGGCCUGGCGGUAGCCAGAGCAGAGCGGUGUGGUGCGCGCACUCCGAAGGUUGGACAACCCUCCACACAAACUGCAACCAGGACGAGCGACCGAACAACCAGCAGAGUUGCUUCCGAGUUUGCGACUGGCACAAAGAUCUGUACGACUGGCAACUGGGGGCGUGGAACCAAUGUGUCCCUGUAUCGAUGCGCAGUGCCGGAGUGCAACGGCCUGCAGUGUGCACCCGAGGGGAGGAGGGUAUUCAAACCCGAGAAGUGGGCUGCGUCCAGAAAACGAACGGCGAGCCUGCAGAAGACGCAAUUUGUGAAUACUUUGAACCCAAACCUCGUCUGGAGCAAGCUUGUCUUAUCCCUUGUCCUCGGGAUUGCGUGGUGUCCGAGUUCAGUCCAUGGACUUCCUGUUCGAAGACCUGUGGGAUGGGUUUGCAGAACAGAAUUCGUAUUGUUCUUGCGCCGCCGUUAUUUGGGGGGUCGGCAUGCCCAAACCUGACAGAGUUUCAGACAUGUCAACCGGGACCAUGCGAGGGAGAAGAGAGCCAAUACAGUCUCAGGGUUGGACCCUGGGGGCCUUGCUCCGUGCCAGCCUCGAGGCAGGCCAGGCAGGCGAACAAACCCUCCAGUGACAUCGACAUCGAUAAAACUCCAAGUGAUGGUGGAAAACCAUCUGGAGAGGACAAAAAACCACCCAAAAGAGGGGACAAACGUCCCAAAGUCGGAGACAAGAGGUCUAUGCAGGGUGAUGACGUUCCCAAAGACGGAGACAAACCACCAAGACCCAACAGGAAACUGGGCAAAGGGAACCAAAACCCAGAUAGACCGUCCCGUCAGGCUGACCGGCCGAAACGACAGAGAAAACUUAAAAACAAGGCCAAAAAGGAGAAAAUCCGAGCUAAAGUCCGGGAGAAGUUGAAGGAGAGAGGAAAGGUAAAGGAUCCCGGGACCAGAGAACUCAUCAAAAAGAAUCGAAACCGGAACCGUCAGAAUCGCCCGGGAGGAAAGUCCUGGGACCUGCAAAUCGGCUACCAGACAAGAGAAGUCACCUGUGUACACAAGAGUGGGAAUGUCGAAGCUCUGAGCCUCUGCUCCCAUGAAUCGCUUCCAGUCACCUACCAAGCGUGUGUCAUGUCCAAAGACUGUGACGUGACCGACUGGUCUGAGUGGUCGGCUUGCUCCCAGGAAUGCUACGACCCUAACGGACCCAAGGGAGAGCAGACACGGACAAGGAAAGUCAGCCAGUUCCCCAUUGGAGGAGGAUCCGAGUGUCCCGAGUUGGAGGAGAAGCAGCCUUGUAGUUCCCAUGGAGAAACGGCGCCACCUUGCGUUGCUUACAGCUGGAAGACGACGGAGUGGACGGAGUGCAGGGUGGAUAUGCUGCUGAGCCAACAGGAUCGCCGCAGAGGGAAUCAAACAGGCUUGUGUGGAGGCGGCUUUCAGACCCGGGAGGUCUACUGCGUCCAGGCCAGUGUGGACACACCGUCGUCCAACUUCAGUUCUCUCAAAAGCAAUGAAGUAUUGCGGCCAGUGGACAGCGAUCUGUGUGUGGGGGUCCCCCCCAACACCACCCAACUCUGCCAUAUCAACUGUCCGGUUCAGUGUGAGGUAUCGUCCUGGACUGCUUGGGGACCCUGCACCUAUGAAAACUGCCAGGAUCAAAGUGCAAAGAAAGGUUUCAAAAUGAGAAAGAGGAAGAUUGUUAACGAUCCAACAGGCGGAACAGGGAACUGCCCCCAUCUGGUGGAAGCCAUACCCUGCGAAGACCCCAGCUGCUAUGACUGGUUGGUGGUCAAACUGGAAGAGUGCAUCCCGGAUAAUGAGAAGGAAUGUGGGCCAGGAACACAGAAUCCUCAAGUCCAGUGUGUCAACAGCGAUGGGGUACAUGUGGAAAGACAGCUAUGCCGGGAUGCCAUCCUUCCCAUGCCAGUCAUCUGCGAGGUGCCUUGCCCAAAGGACUGUGCCCUCAGCCCUUGGACAUCCUGGUCUCUCUGCUCUCACACGUGUUCUGGAAAAAAUACAGAGGGAAAACAAACCAGAACUCGCUCCAUUUUGGCGUAUCAUGCAGGAGAAGGUGGAAUCCAGUGUCCCAACAUAAGUGCCUUGCAGGAAGUGCGGAGCUGCAACGAGCACCCGUGUACUGUGUACCACUGGCAGACUGCUCCAUGGGGGCAAUGCAUAGAGGACUCAUCCAUCCCAGCCACCAACGCAUCCGUGGGUCGGGGUCGUGGAAAUGAGGCUUCUUGCUCUGUGGGGAUGCAAACCCGGAAAGUCAUGUGCGUCCGGGUUAACGUGGGCCAGGUUCCUCCCAAAAAGUGUCCAGAGAGCCUACGUCCAGACACGGUCAGACCCUGCCUGCUGCCAUGCAAGAGAGACUGCAUGGUAACCCCUUACAGUGACUGGAGCCCCUGUCCUUCAGUAUGCCAAACAGGCGGUAAGACUAAGAAGAAGCAGUACAGAAAGCGCAUCAUCAUCCAGUUACCAGCCAAUGGAGGACAGGAUUGUCCGGAAGUUCUGACUCAGGAUAGAGAGUGUGAGGCUCCCUCUGUCUGUCCAGGAUACAGAUGGAAAACACAUAAAUGGCGGCGAUGUCAAAUGGUUCCGUGGUCAGUUCGUCAGGACAGUCCAGGAUCUGAAGAAACUUGCGGUCCAGGUCUGCAGGUUCGAGCGGUUUCGUGCCGGAAGCGAGUGGGUGGACAGGCAGAUGUGGAAGCUUGUCUAAAGUUUUCCAACUCCAUGCCACCUCUCACCCAGCCAUGCCAAGUUCCGUGCCAGGAGGACUGUCAACUGAGCAACUGGUCCAAGUUCUCCUCUUGCACAGCCGACUGUGUGGGUGUCAGAGUCCGUAAAAGGAUUCUGAUGGGUAAGAGCAAAAAGCGAGACCAGUGUAAGAACCACCAGAUGUACCCACUGAGCGAGACCCAGUACUGCCCGUGCAACAAAUACAACGCCCAGCCUGUGGGGAACUGGUCCGACUGUAUUCUAUCCGAGGGCAGCCGCAUGGAAGGACAACUGGGCAUGAAGAUCCAGGGCGAUAUCAAGGAGUGCGGUCAGGGGUAUCGGUACCAGGCCAUGGUUUGCUAUGACCAGGAUAACCGCAUUGUGGAGACGUCACGCUGCAACAGUCACGGUUACAUCGAAGAGGCUUGCAUCAUUCCCUGCCCGUCCGAUUGUAAACUUAGCGAGUGGUCCAACUGGUCUCGAUGUAGCAAGUCGUGUGGCAGUGGGGUCAAAGUGCGCUCCAAGUGGCUCAGAGAAAAGCCAUACAACAGCGGAAGGCCGUGCCCUAAACUCGACCAUGUCAAUCAGGCUCAAGUGUAUGAAGUAGUGCCUUGCCUCAGUGACUGUGGUCAGUACGUCUGGGUGGCGGAACCAUGGAGCGUAUGGAAAGUUAGCAACAUGGACUUGAGGAACAACUGUGGCGAGGGAGUUCAGACCAGAAAAGUCCGGUGUAUGCUGAACACCAUCGACGGGCCGUCGGAGCAGGUGGAGGACUACCUGUGUGACCCUGAGGAGAUGCCUCUGGGUGCUCGGAACAGCCGUUUACCCUGUCCGGAGGACUGUGUCUUGUCAGAUUGGGGAACCUGGAGUCCAUGUCCACUGCCUUGUAAUGGGACCAGUACCCGCGAGAGGAAAGCUUAUCUACUCCGUCAACCCGGAGAAGACAAGGAAUGUCCUCCAAGGACAGAAACUGAAUCCUGCAAACUCAAUAGCAAUUGCUUCCACUAUUCCUACAACAUCACCGAUUGGAGUACCUGUCAGCUGAGUGAUCGAGCAGUCUGCGGAAACGGGAUCAAGACCCGCAUGCUGGACUGUGUGCGCAGUGACGGGAAGUCUGUCGACUUGGCGUUUUGUAAAGAGCUGGGCCUGGAGAGAAAAUGGCAGAUGAACGCUUCUUGCGUGGUGGAUUGUCCCGUCAACUGCCAGUUGUCCGAGUGGUCCCUGUGGUCCGAUUGUACGCACAAGUGCGGACUCCGAGGUAAGCUGUGGAGAAGGCGGACGGUGAUCCAGGUGCCCCAAGGCGACGGGAGGCCGUGCCCGUCACAGAUGGACCAGUGGAAGCCAUGUCUGGUGAAGCCCUGCUAUACGUGGAGAUACAGUCCCUGGUCUGAAUGCAAGUCCGAGGGGGCGAGGUGUGGUGACGGAUUACGUUUUAGGAACGUGUCAUGCUUCGUGACGGAUGGAUCGGAUCUGCAGGGAAGUCUCGUAGACGAUGAGCUGUGUGGAGACCUGGAACCUGUCGUGGAUGGAGAUCCACAGAUCAUACUGCAGGAGUCCUGUACUGUACCUUGUCCGGGCGAAUGCUACCUGACAGACUGGACCGGUUGGAGUCCGUGUCAGUUAAGCUGCAUUGGUGGGGACGAUCUGGGCUUUGGAUCGGUUCAAGUCCGCUCUCGGGCCGUUGUGGCUCAAGACCCUGAGAAUCUGCUUCAGUGUCCCGAGCAGGAGUUAGAUGCCCGGCCGUGUACAGAGGGACAGUGUUUAGAAUACCAGUGGCAAAGUGGACCAUGGAGAGGCUCAUCACGCCGAGUAUGGUGCCAACGCUCAGACGGCUUGAACGUCACGGGCGGUUGCCCGACAACGACACAACCAUUAGCCGAUAGAUCAUGUGACCCGGCCUGCACCAAGCCCCGUUCCUUUUGUACAGAGGCGGGCGUCUGCGGCUGCGAGGAGGGCUACACAGAAGUCAUGACCUCUGACGGCGUGCUAGACCAGUGCACGGUCAUCCCAGUGCUGGAGAUCCCCACCACCGGAGACAACAAAGCAGAUGUCAAGACCAUCCGAGCCUUCAACCCCACCCAGCCGGCAGUCAGCCCGCCGGGUAGAGUGGGACGUACUUGGUUUCUGCAGCCCUUUGGGCCAGAUGGCAAGCUGAAGACGUGGGUUUACGGCGUAGCAGCAGGAGUCUUUGUCCUGCUGGUCUUCAUCAUCUCAAUGACGUACUUAGCAUGCAAAAAGCCAAAGAAGCCCCAACGGCGACAGAUGAACAACAGGCUCAAGCCCCUGACGUUGGCCUACGACGGCGACGCCGACAUGUAGAGACGUGUUGACAACCAUGCGGAUCUGCACACAACCUCGGUCACAACAUCAACAAUCACAAUACAUUCUCAUUGCAGCCUUUUUCUUUUACACUGGAGCCUCGGUUUUCGAUAUUUGUUGUUAUUAUUUGUUCAGACAAAAAAAAUAAUAAUAAUUAUAACAAAAGAAGAGGGCUCGCUGGCUUUAGUCUUCUACAUUUAAAUCGAGUUCUAAACCAUAAAUGAUGUAAGGUGCUUUUGGCAGCUUACAUCCCACAUUGAAAGAGGGGUCACAAAACCCCCAAAACAAAAAAAAACAUAAUUUACUGAACUGUUAUAAUAAAAUCCUAUUAUAACACAGGAUAUCUUCAUACUGAUUAAUGAAUGAAGUACUUUCUCACAUUAUUUAUCAACAUUGGCUAAUGGCUAAUUUUGAAGCUAUCAGUUAUUUACGAGGAAGAAAUUAUUCGAGUUGUUUUGAUACGAGACUACUUUGUCGGAAAUAAAUAAAUCAAUAAAUCCUACGAAAACCAAGGUUCCACUGCAUUUUUAUAUCUGUAAUAUUUUGUUUCACGAGAGCCUUCAUAACUUUUAUAUGCCUUUAAUUCAAUUAUAUGCCGUUUUACUCCGAGCUACCCGCUAACACACAUUGGUUGGGUCAUUUAUUUAUUGGCUUUAUUUAUUUUGUAUUUUAUUUAUGAUAAAUUACUAUUUUUUUGCCUUUUUUUUGUUUUGUUCCUUGCAUCAUUUUGCACUAUAUUAGUGCAGCGUGUUGUACUCAUGUCUGGCUUCCUGAGUCUCAAACAAAGAUGGCGGCCAAUGGAGUUGACUUGCUUGCAGACUGAUCUCCCACUCCCAUUGCGUCUUAUACAAUAUGUGAUAUGACGGUAUUUGUGUAAAUAUGUUUUUUUUUUUUCUCUCUCUCUGUCAACUUGUACAGACGCUCUUCUCAAGCUGUUGAAGAUUUGUACUUUUGUAGAAGAAUGUGAUGGAAGCCGUUGGGGGGGCGCGUCGGGAUGGGCGGUUGACAAGGGCGACUCAAAAAUGAAUGAGGGCGUGUUAUUAUCUUCGAUUUCCGUCUUAUUUCCUCUGGAGGUAGGAUAUUUUUUUAUUAUGCUUCAUAAGUUUUUUUUUUUUGGCCCAUAUACUCUUUACCACAAUGCAUUGCCUUUAAUUGAACUAGAUUCAUUCAUUCAUACGUCAUAUUGUAUGGAUGCAGGGUUUAUACGUUACAUAAACCUUGCUUAUGGUUUUUAAAUGGUGCCAGACCCGACUGUGAUAAGUGAAUUUGGAUAAUUAGAACAUUGAAAACUGUUUCAAAAAUGUUUUUUUUAUUAUCAUCAUUAGAGACCCGGGUUCGAUUCCACCCUCGACUUAAUUAUUUAUUGUAUGGAUGCAGGGUUUAUACGUUACAUAAACCUUGUUUAUGGUUUUUAAAUGGUUCCAGAAAAUAUUUUUUUUAUUAUCAUCAUUAGAGUCCGCAAGUGGUUAGCACGCAGGCCUCACAGCUAGGAGACCCGAGUUCGAUUCCACUCUCGGCUUAAUUAUUUAUUGUAUGUAUGCAGGGUUUAUACGUUACAUAAACCUUGCUUAUGGUUUUUAAAUGGUGCCAGACCCGACUCUGAUAAGUGAAUUUGGAUAAUUAGAACAUUGAAAACUGUUUCAAAUUUUUUUUUAUUAUCAUCAUUAGAGACCCGAGUUCGAUUCCACCCUUGACUUAAUUAUUUAUUGUAUGGAUGCAGGGUUUAUACGUUACAUAAACCUUGCUUAUGGUUUUUAAAUGGUGCCAGACCCGACUGUGAUAAGUGAAUUUGGAUAAUUAGAACAUUGAAAACUGUUUCAAAAUUUUUUUUAUUAUCAUCAUUAGAGACCCGAGUUCGAUUCCACCCUUGACUUAAUUAUUUAUUGUAUGUAUGCAGGGUUUAUACGUUACAUAAACCUUGCUUAUGGUUUUUAAAUGGUGCCAGAUCCGACUCUGAUAAGUGAAUUUGGAUAAUUAGAACAUUGAAAACUGUUUCAAAAUUUUUUUUAUUAUCAUCAUUAGAGACCCGAGUUCGAUUCCACCCUUGACUUAAUUAUUUAUUGUAUGGAUGCAGGGUUUAUACAUUACAUAAACCUUGCUUAUGGUUUUUAAAUGGUGCCAGACCCGACUCUGAUAAGUGAAUUUGGAUAAUUAGAACAUUGAAAACUGUUUCAAAUUUUUUUUUAUUAUCAUCAUUAGAGACCCGAGUUCGAUUCCACCCUUGACUUAAUUAUUUAUUGUAUGGAUGCAGGGUUUAUACGUUACAUAAACCUUGCUUAUGGUUUUUAAAUGGUGCCAGACCCGACUGUGAUAAGUGAAUUUGGAUAAUUAGAACAUUGAAAACUGUUUCAAAAUUUUUUUUUUAUUAUCAUCAUUAGAGACCCGAGUUCGAUUCCACCCUCGACUUAAUUAUUUAUUGUAUGUAUGCAGGGUUUAUACAUUACAUAAACCUUGCUUAUGGUUUUUAAAUGGUGCCAGACCCGACUGUGAUAAGUGAAUUUGGAUAAUUAGAACAUUGAAAACUGUUUCAAAUUUUUUUUUUAUUGUCAUCAUUAGCGACCCGAGUUCGAUUCCACCCUCGACUUAAUUAUUUAUUGUAUGUAUGCAGGGUUUAUACGUUACGUAAACCUUGCUUAUGGUUUUUAAAUGGUGCCAGAUCCGACUCUGAUAAGUGAAUUUGGAUAAUUAGAACAUUGAAAACUGUUUCAAAAAUUUUUUUUAUUAUCAUCAUUAGAGACCCGAGUUCGAUUCCACCCUCGGCUUAAUUAUUUAUUGUAUGGAUGCAGGGUUUAUACAUUACAUAAACCUUGCUUAUGGUUUUUAAAUGUUGCCAGACCCGACUGUGGUAAGUGAAUUUGGAUAAUUAGAACAUUGAAAACUUUUUCAAAAAUAUUUUUUUUAUUAUCAUCAUUAGAGACCCGAGUUCGAUUCCGCCCUCGACUUAAUUAUUUAUUGUAUGGAUUCAGGGUUUAUACGUUACAUAAACCUUGUUUAUGGUUUUUAAAUGGUUC
This is a messenger RNA of Doryrhamphus excisus (bluestripe pipefish), 8502 nucleotides long. RefSeq names its product thrombospondin, type I, domain containing 7Aa (gene thsd7aa). Gene Ontology annotation, biological process: actin cytoskeleton organization. NCBI's taxonomy places the organism in Eukaryota, Metazoa, Chordata, Actinopteri, Syngnathiformes, Syngnathidae. The record is from RefSeq and is a predicted model, not a curated record. Gene Ontology annotation, cellular component: plasma membrane.